UUUGAGUCGAAGGGAGUCUUGGGCAACGGUGGAUUUGGACAGGUUGACAAAGUUCUUAGUAUGACCAGUUUCAAAGAAUACGCGAGAAAACGAGUGCCCCGAAGUACCGCCUUUAGGGGCCCAAGGAAAGAACACAUGAAAAAAUUCAUCGCUGAAAUCCAACUCCUAAAGCGCUUAAGGCACCACCACAUAGUAGAGUUGAUCGGAAGCUAUACAGACACUCGAUAUAUUGGCUUGAUAAUGUCCCCAGUUGCUGAAAUGGACUUAGGCAGGUACUUAACGGACUGCACAGUCUCCAAUCAUCCCGAACUGCGAACCUUCUUUGGUUGCCUAGCUACGGCGCUUGAAUAUUUACACGAGCAGGGCGUUCGACACAAAGACAUCAAGCCUAGUAACAUCCUCGUGGACCGUGGUACUAUCUUAUAUACAGAUUUCGGCCUAUCUUUCGACUUUACAGACGCAAGUGGCAGUACUACGGCGAGCAUGGUGAAUGGAAUGAGCCCAAGAUAUUGCGCACCUGAAGUUGCUCUACAUGAACCUCGGAAUACAAAGUCCGAUAUCUGGAGCCUAGGUGUAGUCUUCAUGGAAAUAGUUGCU
Lindgomyces ingoldianus is the source of this 597-nucleotide messenger RNA. Its product is annotated as kinase-like protein. Gene Ontology annotation, molecular function: MAP kinase kinase activity; ATP binding. The annotation marks the transcript as partial. The transcript has a single exon. Gene Ontology annotation, biological process: MAPK cascade; protein phosphorylation. Lineage: Eukaryota; Fungi; Ascomycota; Dothideomycetes; Pleosporales; Lindgomycetaceae. The record is from RefSeq and is a predicted model, not a curated record.